ACUAAUAAACCACUCAGUUUUUCAUCAUAUUUUCCACUCUUCAAAACGCAAAAGAAGAAGCUAAGUGUACGUUUUGCACAUCAAAUGGCAACAGAAUUGGAAAUUACUGAGCUAAGAUUGGGUCUUCCAGGGGGAAUAUUGGAGAAAAAGGAGAAGAAAAGGGUGUAUUCGGAAAUUACUACUAGUGACCGGAACAGCAGCAACAACGUUAAUGUUAACGUUAACGUUGUUGAUGGUGGUGAGGCUAAUAAUUACAAGUGUCAGAACAAGAAUGAAGUUGUAGGGUGGCCGCCGGUGUGUGCUUACCGGAAAAAGAGCAGCUUUAACGGACGUGACGGCAGAUCGAAUAAAAUGUACGUUAAAGUUAGAAUGGAUGGUGCACCAUUUCUGAGGAAAGUUGAUUUGAGCACUCAUAAGGGUUAUGAUGAACUUGUUAUGGCUCUUGAGAAGCUCUUUGAUUGCUAUGGAAUUGGAGAAGCAUUGGAGGAUGCGGACAAGUUAGAGUUCGUUCCGAUCUAUGAAGACAAAGAUGGUGAUUGGAUGCUUGUCGGCGAUGUUCCAUGGCAAAUGUUCAGUGAAUCAUGCAAAAGACUAAGGAUUAUGAAGAGAUCAGAGGCAAAAGUGAUAGGCCUUGGAGCAAGGGACUUUCUUAAGGGAAUGUCUCAAGAGAAAUAGAGUGGUACAAGCUAUAUUAAAAUAAUUAAUUGUAAUUGUAAUUGUAAUAUUAGGUGUGUUAAGACACCCUAGACUUAAUCAAUUUCUGAUUUGAUUUCAUCUUAA
Molecule: messenger RNA, 780 nt
Organism: Solanum dulcamara
Lineage: Eukaryota; Viridiplantae; Streptophyta; Magnoliopsida; Solanales; Solanaceae
Product: auxin-induced protein IAA6-like
Exons: 3
Coding region: 85-675 (196 amino acids)
Biological process (GO): regulation of DNA-templated transcription
Cellular component (GO): nucleus
Molecular function (GO): protein binding
Source: RefSeq, a predicted model, not a curated record